Messenger RNA from Polyodon spathula (Mississippi paddlefish), 6988 nucleotides. Its product is annotated as zinc finger protein 91-like. Gene Ontology annotation, biological process: regulation of transcription by RNA polymerase II. The coding region runs from base 316 to 5754 and encodes 1812 amino acids. The record is from RefSeq and is a predicted model, not a curated record. Gene Ontology annotation, molecular function: DNA-binding transcription factor activity; RNA polymerase II cis-regulatory region sequence-specific DNA binding. NCBI's taxonomy places the organism in Eukaryota, Metazoa, Chordata, Actinopteri, Acipenseriformes, Polyodontidae. The transcript has a single exon.
UGUGGAUUAUUCAUAAUGAAAAAAGAAAUGCAAACUUCAGGAACAUGAGGGAAAUCAAGAACUAGAAUGUUUAACCACAGUUAAAAAGCAUUAUCCACAUGGGACAGAAAAUGUUUGCAUAAUUUACUCUCUGCAAGACGAGGAGGCAAUCAUCCCCUUUAAAAGGGCUUCAACAAAUUAAGACUUGAAAUGUUUCAUUAGGGGAAUGGAGUGUAUGAUCUCAUUGCCUUUGGCAGAAGUGUGUAGAGUUUUACUCAAAUUGUACUCGUAGUCUCACACCUUUUAAAAGCAGUAACUAAAACAGCCAUUUUCAAAAUGAGCAGUGGCUUGGAGACUUACCAGACAAAUGCACAGCAGUGUAUUUCCACCUCAAGUGAACCAUUUGCAGACUUUGCAUUUGACAACUGCAUUAAAACAGAAGGGGAGCACCGGGACACAGAAAGCGUUAAAAGGAGUAAAAUGAUGCAUCAGUGCACUGUUUGUUUGAAGUCGUUUAAAUUUGCAUCAAAACUUGAACGCCAUUAUCUCAUCCACACCGGGCAAAAACCUUUUGCAUGUUUUGUUUGUGGUCGAGCGUUUAGACAGCCGAUACAUUUAAAAAAGCAUCAAGAGACUCAUACAAAAGAUAAAUAUAAUAUUCAGUAUGUGGAAUUCAUGAAUGGGAAUGAAUCAAUUGAUCACCUCCAUUGUCAAACUAAUAGUGAGGAUUAUCGGUCCAAUCUUACACAUGGCAACCCUUUGCAGUUAUUUCCUAAUGUCCAGGAACUAGACCGAAGGCAGUCAGAACAGCUUGAAGUUAAUAGUAAUGUAAUCCCUAAUGAUCUGCAUGGAGUUAAUUGGAGUAGCUCCAAUGGUAUUGACGCUUCUGAUUGGUCAGAAUUGGAGAGACAGGCUACACUGAAACAAAUACUUCAAGAGCAUCAGUUUAACUCUUCUAGCGAAGGGAAAACAGUCAACAGGAGAGUUCAUCAGUGCACAGUUUGCCAAAAGUGCUUCAAUUCUCCUUAUAAACUUCAAAGACAUUUCCUUAUUCAUACGGGACAGAAACCCUUUCAGUGUUCCGAUUGUGGCAAGAGUUUCAGACAGUUGGUGCAUUUAAAACUCCAUAAACGUACCCACGAAGAACCAGGCACUUCAAUGCAUUCCUUUGAAAAUGUGGAAUUUGGAAAUCGGAACAUCUCUGCUAACUGCCAGCAGCAUCCCAAUGAUAGCAAAUCCAAUGAGUUUGAGGAUAAUUCUGGUAUGUCUCUACAGUCUUACAAACUUCAAGACCAGGAGUUCAAUAAUUCAGAGAUACCUGGAAUCAGCGACAACGCUUUUUCAGAUUCGUAUCACCUAGAAGGAUGUGUAUUCAGUAGCAGUAAAAGUUUAGACUACAAGGUGACUGAGAAAUGUCUUGAAACAGAAAAUAAAUCUGCACACAGGUCUCCUAAAGGCAAACAGAAUAUGAAACAUCAGUGCACAGUGUGUUUGAAAUGCUUUAAUUCUCCUUCCAAACUGAAUAGGCAUUCUCUUAUUCAUACUGAUCAGAGACCUUUUAAUUGUCAGGAAUGUGGGAAGACCUUUAGGCAGCUUGCACAUCUAAAAGUUCAUAAAGAGACUCACAGAAACAUUAACACCAUUGGACAUUCUAUUCAACAGGGCGCAGUUUUGGAUUCAGAUAAAAUUGAUAACCAGGAGCAAAGUCAUCAGCCCUGUGAGGUAAAUCCAGCUAUUUCUUCGCAGCCAUAUAACCCUCAAGAGCACAGACCUAAGUGCAUGUAUCCUCCUUCUGAAGUGGAAUAUUCAAUGUGCCAACGAACCCCUAACAAUUCAUCCACCAGUGUAGACACUUCAACAGAGUCUGCACUUGCAUACAAGCUUAAAACCGAAAGGGAACACAUAGGUGAUGAUUGCAUUCAUGCAAGGUUAAAUUCAGCAAGCAACAAUGAGAGGCAUAAGUGCACUGUAAACUUUAAGUCUUUUAAAUUUGCUUCAGAACUUGAACAUGGCUCUCUAACCCACACAGGAUUGACUUUCAAAGGUCCUGGCUGUGGUAUUACAUUCAGGCAGGGGGCUGUUUUGAAAAAUCAUCAAGUGAAGCAAACAGAACUGGGUGAUUUCAAGUACACUUUUCAGAAAGAAGAAUUUGAGAAUGUAGGUGAUUAUAUUGAUUCAGCUCAGGAAAAACAAGAUUUAAAAAUCCCAGCUAAACCUGAUAUCGAAUUCCAUGAAAAACAACCAGAGUUGCUUCCUGAAAAACCUGAAUUAGAGAAAAUAGAUGAACUUGAACUUAACAUUGUCAUAAAACCAGAAGACCCAGGUGAUUGCUGGCAAGCUAAUGAUACUGAUGGUGUUAUGGAAGUCACAACAUCUGAGCAAUGCUUAACAUCAAAACCUACUCAACAAAAACUUUUGUUCAACUCAUCUUCUGAAAAGCAAAGUAAUAAAAUUAGUAGUAAAGUUCAUCGGUGCAUUGUGUGCUUGAAAUGCUUUACCUCUCCUUACAAGCUUCAGAGACAUUUUCUAAUUCAUACAGGGCAGAGACCUUUUAAUUGUUUUGUUUGUGGCAAGAUGUUCAAGCAGCUGGACCAUUUAAAACUCCAUCAACAGACCCAUGCAAGACUGGAACCUUUACAUCCAUAUCAGUUAGAGGAUUUGAGGAGUGGCAGUGACUCUCUAGCUCAUCAACAAAACAGUACAGAAAAUAACUAUCUGGAGACUGUUGUUAGAUCUGACCUCUUUUUUCAAGUGUGUGAUGAGGAUAAACGUGGACAAUCUUUUAUCCGUACUGUUUCUGAGUUAGACAAAGAGAGACAUGUGAAUGGAUUCCACACAGAUGAAGCACUGGAAUGCUCUGAACAGAUGUCUCAAAAAGAUCUGCUUGGCACUGAGACAGUUAAAAAGCAUAAACUGCACCCGUGCUCCAUUUGUUUGAAAUGUUUUGAUUGUCCUUCCAAACUUCAGAGACAUUAUCUUACUCAUACUGGGCAGAAACCAUUUCGCUGCUUUGCUUGCGGUAAGGAAUUUAGGCAGGCAAUCCACUUAAAAGUGCAUCAGCGUACACAUAGUAAAUGGAGAACUUUUAAAAGUGCCUUUCAGCAGCAGAAGUUUUUGAAUGCAAGCAGCAUAAACGGCAGUGAACUGAACCACAGUAACCACAAAUCUUCUCAAGGAGGACUCUGCCCUGAUACAGUUUCAAAAUCUGGGGCUCUUCAAGACCAUAAUUUAAAGCAAUUGGGAAAAUUAACUGAGCCAGGCAGCUUCUUUGAAAUUGAAGACAAUGCUCAAAGUAACAGAAGAGUCUAUCAGUGCUCUAAAUGUUUAAAAUGCUUUAGUGCCCCAUCGCAACUGGAGAGACAUUACUUGAUCCAUACUGGGCAGAGACCUUUUGAAUGCCACAUAUGUAAGAGGGCAUUUAGGCAGUCUUCGCAUUUAAAAGCCCAUUACAGCACUCACAAAGCAUUGAAUUUAACCCAAGACCAAAACCACACCGAGAACAAAACAUCUGUGGAUGAGGGUGUGUCUGACUUUGUGUCUGAGGCUUAUAUCCCUCGAGACCUAAAAGUAAACCAAUUAAAGCAGCUCACUGAGGCCAUCGUCUCCUUAGAAUCUGACAGAGUUCAAACAAAUGGGCAUGUCUCAAGUGAAAGUGCAGCCAUUAUAUCCACAGACAAAAAGAACAGCUCCGCAGAACAAGAAUCCUCCCAACACUGUUCUAAUGGAGAUGGAAAAACCGUUAAGAGACGUAUCCAUCGGUGCAGUGUGUGUCUGAAAAGCUUUAAUUGCCCUUCUAAACUUCAGAGGCAUUAUCUUUCGCAUACUGGGCAGAAACCAUUUGAAUGCUAUGAUUGUGGUAGGAAAUUUAGACAGCUAACACAUCUAAAAAGACAUCAGCUAAGCCACACCAGUAGAAGAACUUUCAAAAGUUUUUUACAGCACAGGCGGCUUUGGAAUGCAAGCAGAGUUAACAGCCAAGCAAUUAAUCAAAAUGACCACGAUUCUCAGGGAGAUAUUAUAUCCCAGCCUGGUAUUCUUCAAGACCACAAUCUAAAACAAUCUGAAAUUACUGCCUCCUUAGAGUCUGAUGAACCAAAGACGGAAGAAUUAGCUCUUGGUUGUACCAGCAAGACUAACUUUGGGACCGAACAAAGGUCUCUUGCCCCCACUCCUGAUAAUCAAGAGCAUGUUCAGAGUAGUAAAAGGGUUUAUCAGUGCUCUAAAUGUUUAAAGUGCUUUGAUGCCCCAUCUCAACUAGAACGACACUAUCUGACUCACACUGGGCAAAGACCUUUUCAAUGUUCUAUUUGUUCUAAGACAUUUAGGCAGUUAUCGCAUUUAAAAACACAUCAGCACACCCACAGUGAUGUAAAGCCUGAGCAGAGCUUGUCUGGGUAUGAGGGAGUUGACACUGCUUCCCAAUUAUGUAUCCCUGAAGAGCAAAACCAGAACCAAACAGAGCAAGUAUCAGAAAUCCAUGUUCCUUUCGAGUUACGUGAUCGUUGUUCCAGUACCAAUGAAAUCUCAGAAUAUGGCAGAGAUAGUGAAUGUCUUCCAGCAGAGCCAGCACUUUACAUGCAACAGUCCAACUCUCAUGCAGGAGAAAACAAACCAAGUAAACGAAAAGUACAUCAAUGUUCUGUUUGUCCCAAGAGCUUCAAUUCCCCUUCUAAACUGGAAAGGCAUUUUCUUAUUCAUACUGGCCUGAAACCCUUCAAAUGUUAUUUAUGUGCCAAGUCAUUUAGGCAGCUUUGUCAUUUACAGAAUCAUCAGCACACCCAUACUGAAUGGAAAUUCUGUUCUGUUCAGCAGAUUGGUUUUGAGAAUAAGCAUUCCAACAACCAGACGCAUCAGUCAGAAAUGAAACCAUCCUCUGGACAGAUGAAUUCUGAUGCCCUUGUGUUUUCAACCGCCUCCCUUCAAGAGGAAGAACCAAAAGCAUCAGAGCAGCCAGAACCAGUUUCAGAGCCAGUUGAACUGGAUACAAAUCGGUCAUCACGUUGGAACGACACUUUUGAUGAGAAGGGUGUAUUAUUGAAUCAGAUUGUCGAAGAUCAUCUAGCCACAACAACUAAAAGCAAAGAAAAUGUCCAAAAGAACAAGAGGAUUCACCAGUGCUGUGAGUGUGAGAAAAGUUUUGCUUCCCCUUCCAAGCUUCAGAGACAUUACCUAAUCCAUGCUGGGGCAAAGCCUUUUGAGUGCCAUUUGUGCAACAAGACAUUUAGACAGGCUGCGCAUUUAAAAGUCCAUCAGAGAGUACAUGCAAAAUGGUUUGAUGGUACAAAUUCCUGUGAACAAACCGAGCUUGAGACUGUGGACUCUGCUAACAGUGAGGAUCAGACACAUAAUGUGCACCAGGCAUCUCUAUGUGAGGACAGUCCCAAAGUCACUUCACAGUAUUCUGUGAACAAGGUGCACGCAUCAGGGAAAUCAGAGAAAUCACCACAAAUUGAUUUUAUUUCUUGUCCUGAAAAUGUCUGGUGCGACUCCAGUCCGAGAGAACUAUUUAAGUGUUCAGUAUGCGGCAGUUUUUUUGUAACAGAAAAGAUGCUACAAGAACACUCGUGCACAUCGAAUAAUCAAGUAAAAGAAAAAAAUGCUAACAGAAACCUUUAUCAGUGUGCUAUAUGUUUCAAAAGUUUUGAUUCCCCUUCAAAGCUUAAAAGACAUUAUCUCAUUCAUACUGGACAGAGGCCCUUUCAGUGUUCUGUGUGUAACAAGACGUUUACACAGUCAUGUCAUUUAAAGACUCAUCAGCUAACUCAUUUCAAGUAAUGAAAUGAAACCGGUGUGUGUGGUUUUAAACAUACAUAGAACAGAGAUUGAAAUGGUGUUCUGUUGUUAUAGAGCUUGUUUAAGAAACAAGGUCAUACUGACUACUGAAGUGGUCAUGGUUGGGGAUGAUUUUUAUGUAAACCUAUAUUGUAUGCAGGAAUGAAUAGCAGUUAAAUACCCAUUCCGGUAUUUAAUAUGUGCUUGAUUACCCACAGUAUAUCAGUAAUAAACCCUGGUGUGUCUGAUUUAAGCAUAGUAAAACUGAGAAUGGAUCAAACCACAAUGCAGAGGUAGAUUUAAUUCCAUCCCAACUCCAUUGUCUAAUGUUUUAUAUUUUCCAAAGAUGUGAUUUUAUCUGCUUAAAUUUAGAAACGUGUUAACUUCAAUCAAGAAAACAAUACCUACCAGCAUUCCACUGUUUACAUUCCAUAUCCUAAUUAAUACAAUUUGUGACAUUUCUAUUCCUUAUAUAUUUUUGUUUGGCAGGAAGAGUACCUGAAUAUAUUUCUGAACCGCUAAAAUAUUCUUGCCCCUUGACAACUCUGUUCAGUGAUAUCCUCCAGUUUCUAUUCAAUGCUGUCUUCUAUGGACUCUUCAAAAUUUCUUGUAAAUCUCUAGGCAUUUAAUCAUGGCAUGCUUAGCAUCAUUGCCUUUGUUUUUUAUUCAGAUUUUAAAUCAUGUGUUUGUUUUAAAUGUAUGUACUUUAUGCAAAAGAGAAUACAACAGUGAUAUGUCUGUUAAUCCUGUACCCAUGCAUAGAUCUUCUGAAACGCUUCCUUCUGGCUAGUGCAUCUUCAGUCGCAUUUAUUUGUGUGUUUGUGGUGUGUUUUUUUGCGUCUAAAAGCAGAAUCACAUUUUGCUGUGGUCCAAAUUUACUUAAAAUAAAUGGCACAUUAAAACGUUAAUAACAUUAUAAGUGUAUUACAGUACAUUCUGAAUCUAGUUCCCCCUCCCAUAUGAGAAAUUAGAAAUGAGAAAAACGAGACACCAACUGUAUAUGCCAUUUUUCAAAGGGACAGUAUAUCAUUUUAAUGAAAUGAACAUUGGCCUGAACUUUCAAAUGGCAUAUCUAUAUAAUUUUGAUAAAAUAAUGAAAGUAAAAAAAGAGUCUAUCUGAUCUUAUUUGGAUACCAUAUUCAUCAGUUUUUAAGAUCCCCCAAAAUAUAAUUUUGGUCACUUUGCUUUUACAUAGUUAUCACCAUGCUCCUCUCUAAUUCUCACUGCAUUGUCUUAA